Molecule: messenger RNA, 4398 nt
Organism: Durusdinium trenchii
Lineage: Eukaryota; Dinophyceae; Suessiales; Symbiodiniaceae
Source: the annotation of a GenBank genome assembly
AUGCGAAAAAGUCGUUUUUGCAUUAGUUCUUCUUUCAUCACGCUCAAUCACUUCUCUUCUAACAAGUUGGGGGGGCCUCUCACCUCCUCCCGGAUUACGCCUGAUUCCCUGCUACCUUUCGUUCACCCCCCUCCUCUCUCAAGUCCUCAGUGUCAAGGGCUUGUUGACAAAUUCUCGCUGGAUGCGCUUGAUAUCAAGGAGUCUUUGCAAACACCUGUCCGCAAGAAGCAACGAACAGAACCAGGGCAAGAUGGCCCCUUGGCAUCUCCCCCCAAAAAGCGAGCUGCGGCAGGUCGACCGAAAGCAGGUACCGGACCAGCUUUCAACCUCGCCACUUUUCUGGAGGAGAAGCGUAGCGGGAUGUACAGGUUUUUGGAGCAGGAAGAAGCUGUGAAGCGCCUUCCAGAUCACAAGAAGACGAAUCCACAUCAUGUGGAGCUGGAAAUGUCCAAGCACCCAGUUCAAUGCAUGGCAUGCGGUGUUUACUUCCAUCUUCCAAUCUUCACGAACGAUCUAGCGCUGAAAUCACACGAAUCAUCCAGCAUCCAUCGCAGAUCAGUGGUAGCACCACAACAGUCUGGUGAAGGUGGUGAAGAAACAGGGUCCAGCAAAAGCAUCACGCUGGCCAAGUGCAAUGGAAUCUGCUUGUCUUCUGGGCCUGGCGCCCUGUCUGUGAUGGGGAGCAAGGUAGAGCAGAUCCUCCAGUGGAUUGAGAGCGGUGCUAUUGGGACUACGCCAUCACAGCUGGACUGCAUUCUGGCCGAAGUCGAUAGAAGUGGUCAGCUGUGGCUACAGCACUCUCAGUGCAAAGCAGAAGAGACAUGGUGUGUAGGCCCUUGCGACCGUUGUCACCGCCUCUCACGCAGCGUCAAAGCUAUGAACAACUUGAUGUCUUGGGUCCAAAAGAUUUGCUGGGUCAACCUGACUCAUCUGACCUUGCGAGAAGACCAAAGCAGGCAGGUGGAGCUAGCGGCAUACAUGGUGAAGGAAUGGCCCGAGCUGGCUUGUCGAGAUCUUGAUCGGAUCAGCUAUGUCGACGCGGUCAACACUACUAAGGCUUUGUUCAUGAACUUUCCGCGAAAGCUCAUGCGAGAGAGUCUCGUACAGUACCUCGACCGGAACCUGAACUACCUCACUCAAGGAGUUGUCCUCGGUGUAUCCCCUGAUGUCCGGAAGCAAGUGUCCUCAUUUGUUUCUGCCCUCACGAACGGUGAACUCUCUUCAACAGAGACGAGGGUGACAGAACUGAUAUUGAAGGGUGGCUUGCGGUCAGACCAGUUGACACGCCUUCUGGUACCAACGCUGCUGGAGAAGGCAGAUCGCAUCCGUCGCAACAAGGCAGAACGUACUGGUUGCGCUGAUCAUGUCACAUCCAGUGGAAUCCAGGAGCUCGGGUUCCUUCUGGGUCAGCACCUGAAAUCUACGGAAAUCCAACGGGCUUUUGGCAUUCCAAGAUCGUGUGUCACUACAUGGAGAGAGGCGAACUUAUUGUCGCGGGAAUUGCCACAUUUCUUCUGCGCUAGCGGGGAGCAACUGACGCAAGCCUGUGGAGCAGCUUUGGAUUGCCUCCAACUCGAAGGCUCACCGGCGUAUAUGCUGACACGGGAUGAAUGCGUUUUCGCCCAGAGCUACAGUUUGCUUUAUGGCCUUUGUCCUGACGACGCAUCCAAACCUGUGGUCGUUGGUGGGAAGGCUCCGAACGCAUGCAGGGACAUGGACACAAUCGACGGAUUGCGCAAGGAGGAUCUGGCGCCGGUGACCGUUUGCACCCUGUUGAAGGGAGUCAACAAGAGAAGUGAUGCCUUCAUGAUCCAGAUGAUCCCUAGGGACCACAAAAGCACUGCCGAUCACGAGCUGCAUGAAACGGGGACCAUAAUCCAACACUGCAUUGAGGCGAAUCACGGAACUGCACCGCUUGCUGUAUCCGUUGACAACCACAAGUCCUUCAAGAAACUCAACAAGGCUUUGCUCGGUUUGCUGCCCCUGUCCGAAGUGCAGGGCAUUCCUUUUUUUGAGCAGUGCGUUCCUUCUCGCAAAGUGCCCGCGUUGAUGUUUCCCUUCGCAGCAUUGGCAGCGAAGAAUGGACAGGGGCAGCCAAUCUUUGGAUGUAAUGAUCCUAAGCAUGUCGCAAAGGGAGUGGUGAGGGCUAUCCGGAGUUCGACCAGAGUACCGAAGAUCUUCCACAUGCACAUCUCUAUGUCACCGCUUUCAUUGGCCAAUUGUCCAGAUACGUAUAUCUGGGGAAAGGACCUCCAGAGUGAUAAGGAAUGCUCAGCAAUGUUGAACCCGCGCUUCCUCGCCCAACCCCAAUUUGAUGACCUCGGCAUCAUCCUGUUUAUGUUCUGGGAGGCAUUGUGCUUGGGACCAUGGCUAGCGUCGCGAGCCUUCAAGGAUGAUGAGCUUCUGGAGAAUGCGUUUGCGGCCUACUAUUUCACCUUGCUGAUCAUCAAGGAGGGAUGGGAAGAAGCUGGUCCGAGAUGGGACAAGUGCUUCAUCAGCCAACAGACAGCUUUCAAUACCCUCCACAUGAUCAGCCAUCUGAUUUUGCGGCUCGCACACUGGCCAAGAUCACAGGUCCUGGAGCCACAGUACGCGAUGGAGGACGCAGCAGAGCAUUACUUUGGACGUCUCAAGACUUUGCACCGCCAAACCGGUUCCCCAACGGUUGCCAACGCUAUCCGUGCAGCAGCUGUAUUGCACGCGAGGCAGAGAAGGUCCUUGAAGGAGGCUAGUUCCAAGAGGCUCUUUGACGGAGACAUAGCAGACCUUGGGAAUGUAUCUCAAAGAGCUUUGGAUUUAGUGUGCACUCUCGCGAGCUGUUGCAUGAUCAAGCGAAAGGCAAGUGAUAUCAAGCAUGAUUUGGAAGCGUGGUGGUCCACGGCUGGCAGAGAUCUCCUUGCUUCAGGCCAAGCUCAGGACCCUGAACCUGAUUCCGAUGACGAUCUUCCAGAGGAGCCAGCCGCGCAAGAGUCAGAGGAAAAGGAUCCACUCGUGGAAUCGAUUGAGGCGACGCAGGCCGGGAUGAAGUUGGAUGCAGAGCUGACUCAGCUUGCAGAAGACCCGGACUUCAAAGGCUUGGAUGAGAAGCCAACUGAGAAGCCAGACCCCAUCGAAGCCGAUUCCGACGAGAGCGACCAAGAAGAAGCCUGGAUCAAGGAUCUCGAUCCAGACGCUGUGUCCACUCUCAAGGAUGUCUUGGACCAAGCAAAGAUGGCCACCUUUACCUGUCAGACAGAUGACCAUGAAGGUAGAAUGCUGCGGCGUGUGCGCCAGCUCAGUGGUCCGAUGCGCAACUUCGUUGCCAAGGUUCGGAUUCAUGAAGGAAUCUUGUCUCGGGCAACAGUCAUGAACUGCAAAGCAAAGUGCAACAAGCAUCAGCAGUACGAGCAUGCGCUGGCUUUGGCCAGAGCCGCGUUCCAAUGCAGCGCCCAAAGGCAAUCACGGUUUUCUCUUUGGACUAGCUUUGCUUCGCGAGUGCUUCAGGACAUCAAGGUUGAACUUGAGAUGCCAGACGAUUCAGAGCUUGCCGCUUUGAAGCCUGAGGCAUUCCAUGCGUCGACUGAGCCUGACAAAGCUGGCGAUCGAAGCUUUCAGCUUCUAGUUGUGCGCCCGCUGACGGCUGCCACUAGUUGUGGAGGCCUUCGCUUUGCCACACCAGUGAGUUUGUGGCGCGCGUCAAAGGGGAGCGCCAAGAGCUGCAAGACCGAAAAGCGAUGCGGCAAGGGCUCCUUCCCUGCCCACGUGGUGACGACGGUGCAUGCUCAGCUCCUGAUACCUGUGGGCGAGGACGGCAAUACUUUAAUUGGCGGGCCUCUCUCGCCAAUCGCGACUUUGACCCCCACAAAUGGAGAUGUGCUCUUUGAGGUGAACCCGAAGAAUUUCAAGGUUUCCUGGACUCAGCACCAUGUGAAGGUGGAGCUUUCUAAAGCUGCUGAAGAGGCAUUCAUGGCGGCAGUAAAAGCUGGCACAUCCUUCAACGAGAAGGUUUCUGCGAAGAGUGACACGUGGUACAUUGGUGAGGAGUCCCUCAAACCGAACACAAACAAUGGCAAAAGCAAUAUCCUUCAGAUCGUCAAGGGCAUGGCUUUGGACUUCGAGAAGAUCCACUAUCCUUUGUUGGAUGAGCAGCGGCGUGUGAAAGUUACUUUACCAAGCCACGACAAGGUUCUCGUGAGUUGGGAUGAGCUUUUGGCGCGACUCCCUGGCUACUUCGCGAUGAAAUUUUCGAAAGCCAACAUUUCGCCGGAGCAAAAGCACCUCCCGAUUGGACGACUUGUUCAUGCAGACCUUCAAGGUGGAGCUCCUCGGCAUGGUGAGCCGGCACACCGGUUCUUGCGAUGGUUGGGCAAUGUCCACCAUCUGGCCCCUGCAGCUAUCAAGAUCAAAUCUGGUCCGUGA